UUUAUUAUAAUACUGAUACAGUUUUUUACUACAACAAAUAACACUGCUGCUGCCAGUCACUCCAACUGUUAGAGGAAACAUGUAAAAUAUACCAAGCAGCUGUAAUAUAAACUAGUAGUGGCACACACGGAACUGAAUGACAGCAACGUAAGUUGUGUGCGGACCGGGAGAGGUAAGGUUGCAGCACCGGCGGUAAGGCGCUCUCACCUCUACUAGGAUGGCUUCGCUCCGGGUGCUGGAGCUGUACAGCGGUAUCGGAGGCAUGCAUUGCGGCCUGACAGAGAGCGGAGUAUCUGCUAACAUUGUUGCAGCUGUUGAUGUUAAUACUACUGCUAAUGAAGUCUACAGAUAUAAUUUUCCCAAAACACCACUAUGGCCAAAGUCUAUUGAGGGAAUAACAUUAAAAGAGUUGGAUGCUUUAGCUUUUGAUAUGAUUCUCAUGAGUCCUCCUUGCCAGCCAUUUACACGAAUAGGCCUGCAGGCUGAUGUUUCUGACCCAAGGGCUAAAAGUUUCCUUUAUAUCCUGGAUAUUCUUCCAAGGCUGAAAAAAACUCCAUCAUAUAUUCUUUUAGAGAAUGUGAAAGGAUUUGAAUCUUCGAUUGCCAGAGAAGCCCUGGUUCAAACAUUAGAAAAAUGUGGCUAUAGGUACCAAGAGUUUCUAUUGUCGCCAACGUGUCUAGGCAUUCCAAAUUCAAGACUGCGUUAUUUUCUGAUUGCAAAGCUUCAAAAGGAACCAUUUGCUUUCCAGACCACCAAUAAAAUACUUGAAGAAUUUCCAUUGGAACCAAACUUCUCCAGUUCGGCACAUUGUUUGGAAGGAAAUGUGCAGGCAGUUACAGAUGAGAAAAAUAUGAUAAGCUAUCCUAUUUAUGUUACCAAGCAAUGUUCAGAAGGGGAGCUCCUUUACAAACUAGAGACUGCUGGAGAGAUGCAAAGAAAACUAAUUCAGGAUAAUGAUUCCUCUGUUCGAAUGUUAGAAGACUUUCUUGAAACAAAUGUUAAAGAUUUGGAUCAAUAUUUCCUACCCUCAAAGUCUUUACUGCGAUAUGCUUUAAUUCUGGACAUUGUUAAACCUACAUGUAGAAGAUCAACAUGCUUUACAAAAGGGUAUGGACACUAUGUUGAAGGCACCGGUUCUGUAAUUCAGACUGCUACAGAUGUGGAGAUUGAGUCAGUAUACAAAUCACUGGAUAAUUUGUCUCAAGAAGAAAAACUUGCAAAAUUGGCUACUCUGAAAAUGAGAUAUUUUACUCCUAGAGAAAUAGCAAAUCUUCAUGGAUUUCCAUCAAGUUUUGGUUUUCCGGAAAAAAUCACUACAAAACAACGUUACAGACUUCUUGGGAAUAGUCUCAAUGUACAUAUUGUAGCUAAUCUCAUCUCCAUUCUUCUUCAUUAGUAUUGAUAUUCAUAAAGGUUAUUACCAAAAGGUGAUACCAAACACUUCAAUAAAAAUGGGAGAAUCAAGUUUUUACAAAAAACAUAAACUGAAAUAUAAAUAUUCAGUUGGGUUAUCUGCUACUAUAGAUGUGUCAAUCAUGUUGUAAUAAAUAAUUUUAUACAGAA
Molecule: messenger RNA, 1563 nt
Organism: Bombina bombina (fire-bellied toad)
Lineage: Eukaryota; Metazoa; Chordata; Amphibia; Anura; Bombinatoridae
Gene: TRDMT1
Product: tRNA aspartic acid methyltransferase 1
Exons: 11
Coding region: 218-1396 (392 amino acids)
Molecular function (GO): methyltransferase activity
Source: RefSeq, a predicted model, not a curated record